AUGGCCGGUCACAGAGCACGCAGAGUUACCAAGGAGCUUGCAGACAUCAAAUCCGAUAAUGUCUCUCACAUUAAUGUUGACACAGUCAAUGACAGUGUGACUAAGCUUAAAGGCUCGUUCAGUGGCCCACCGGGAACACCAUAUGAGGGCGGGACGUUCGAAGUCGACAUUAGCAUCCCAAAUGAAUAUCCGUUCAAGCCCCCGGUCAUGAAGUUUUUGACCAAGAUAUGGCACCCCAACGUAUCCAGCGUUACGGGUGCCAUUUGUCUCGACACGCUUAGCACAGGAUGGUCACCGGUCCUCACGAUCAAGAGUGCUAUGAUAUCGUUACAGUCGCUUUUGAGCUCGCCGGAGCCGAAGGACCCUCAAGAUGCUGUAGUUGCGCAGCAGAUGAUCAAAAAUCCGAAGGAAUUCGAACGAAUCGCACGCCAAUGGUCAGUUCAAUACGCUGGGGCGCCCAAGUCGAUGCUCGGCGAAGGUAGCGGUGGAUCUUCGGCUGCGGACAUCGAGGCAGCGGAGCAACAAAGCAAAGAAAGGGAGGAAGCCGCAAAUUUAGAGGCGUAUGAUGGGUAUAACAAAGAUCUCAUCGACAGAUUUGUCAUGAUGGGCUUUGAUCUGGACAGAGUGGUAGAGGCAUUCAACUACGUUGGCAUUGACCGAAACGGCGGCCAGGACUACGAGCUUGAGGAGGCGUACAUGGGAGACAUCACGGCGAGACUUCUCGGGGAGCCUUGA
Molecule: messenger RNA, 735 nt
Organism: Cyphellophora europaea CBS 101466
Lineage: Eukaryota; Fungi; Ascomycota; Eurotiomycetes; Chaetothyriales; Cyphellophoraceae
Exons: 2
Coding region: 1-735 (244 amino acids)
Molecular function (GO): protein binding
Source: RefSeq, a predicted model, not a curated record